Messenger RNA from Hydatigera taeniaeformis, 399 nucleotides. Lineage: Eukaryota; Metazoa; Platyhelminthes; Cestoda; Cyclophyllidea; Taeniidae. The record is from the annotation of a GenBank genome assembly.
GGCAAAUGUCAACGCCGUGACCCUCCCUGCAAGUACUUCCACCCACCACAACACCUUCGUGAAUUGCUUCUGCAAAAUGGUCGAAAUAAUUUGAUAUUGAAGAAUAUGCAACUGCAAUUGUUGCAACAACAACUGGCCCAAGGUGCUAUGCUGCCAGGUUUGUCGGCCGCACUAGCGGCGACGGCUUCAACACCCUCUGUAGCGUCGCCGGGCACUCCGGGAACGCAUGCUAUCGCGGGCGCGCCUCAGUGUCCCAAUCCCACCUCUCCUGUCUCCUCCGCUUCCAUCGGUCCCACGCUCGAUCAAACGUUGUUGAUAUGUCAUUCAAGUCUUAACGGUUUCUGUUCGGUCCCACUCCAUUUACACUUUGAAAAGGCGUUCUCACUUCCCCUCGUUUAA